Molecule: messenger RNA, 728 nt
Organism: Rhododendron vialii
Lineage: Eukaryota; Viridiplantae; Streptophyta; Magnoliopsida; Ericales; Ericaceae
Exons: 1
Coding region: 137-574 (145 amino acids)
Source: RefSeq, a predicted model, not a curated record
CUCUCUCUCUCUCUCUCUCUCUCUCUCGCUUUCUCUCUUUACUCAUACACACCUUUUCUUACAAUCUAAGCCAUAAUUGUCAAGAUAUAUACUCGAAAACCCAUCACACAAAUCUGAACCUCCCCAUAACCGGAAAAUGACCUCUACGUGCAUAUCAAACUGCAUUAACGACGCCCGAGUCCCCGUCAGAGCCACCUACGUCAACCUCUACAAGUGGCCGGAAUCCGACGCCGAGUUCGUACGGACGGUGAGCAGCGGCGGCAGUGGUGAUCGGCGGCCGCGCCUGCACCCGAGGGUGGCGGACAGCAUCUCCUGCAGGCAGUUGUACCUCAGGAGCUACACGUUUUCGAGGAAAGAGACGGUUCCCGAGCGGACCAAGAAGUGCCUGGCUCGAGCCAAGGAGAGGGUGGCUCGAGCCGGGAGGAGGGGGAAUGGUCGGGUCCACCAGAAGAGGCGGAUGGCGGUGGCGGGGAGGAGAGUGAAGGACGUAUGGUGCGCCGCCUUGUGCGCCAUUUUUCACAGGCUGCUAACCUGCACUGCUAGUGUAGAUGUUGUGGAGCAUAGUGACCAGUGAGUUUUUUUUUUUUUCCUUGAGUAGGUAAAUAUAGUGAGUUUCCACUAUCAACUUGAGUUAGUGAGUUGUUUUUCCUUUAAAUUUUAUUUUUUAAUCAUGUUUUGCAAUUAAUGUAGUUUAUAUUUAUGUUAACGAAAUUGCAUUAGUCGUGAAA